AUGGAUUCUCAGAACGACCUUGCUUUGUCAGCACAAGAUACUAGCGACUUCAUCAACAACCCUCUCUGCGAUCAUCACCUGCAGAGUUCGCCGAGUGUUGAGGAGAUGUCUUUCUUCAAUACUGAUGCCACAAAGAACAACCAGCUAAACUUCUCUCUGGAAUCAUUAUUAGACAAUUACCCCUUUGGACCACCUAUCAAUCACGCAUCCGAUGAACCCACUAUGCAGGACAUCAAUGACCUGUUCAAUACAUCCAUAUCAUCUGAUUAUCGGUCUUCAUACUCAUUAUCGAAUGAACCCUUCAGACUCGAUGGCGAUGUUGACUUGCCUUUGCUGACCGAGCCUGCGCCAUCUACUGGUAUAGCAUCUGUGAUCGACAUGUUCCCUGCACUCGAAGCGUGGCCUAUUUUUGAAUGCGAUCCUAUCAUGCAAACGAAUCAAUGUCCUACCACUGCAACUGACCAUUUGCGAAAUCUAUACCGUGCCCUUGGCGACCAGGAUAUCUGCGGUAAAUCUAACUCGCAAUUGACUUAUGCAGCGAGCAUCGAGCCGUUCGUCUCUGGCACACGAGACAAGCUCAUUGCUAUCGUGCAACGCUUCUCUGACAAAGCGCAGCGGGUACAUGGCCUACUGAGCUUGGAGCAAGAGAGUGGUGAGAUUAAGGCUCCGUUCUGCUUUACUCUUCCUGCCCCACCUGUGCUAGAUUCACGACUAUCAGCCUGCCAUGGAUCAUACGAAAUACACUAUCCCUUUCUUUCUGCUGUGGGGAUGAGAACGAAUGAGCUACUUGAUAAAGGCAGUGAUCAAGUCAUCACAAGCCUGAAACUACUUUUGAUGAUGGCUGCUGGGGCAAUGACACCAGCAGCUAGUCAUACUCAUCGGCUUGCACAUGGGCUUCUAGAGAUAUGUCGGGUGUUUCUAUCUCAUCUUGUCGAGGAAGACAUGAGACUUGCCUCGAACCCGGAUCUGCUACAAUGUGCUUUAGUUUUCAACAUUAUUGCGGCAUGA
Molecule: messenger RNA, 1008 nt
Organism: Aureobasidium musti
Lineage: Eukaryota; Fungi; Ascomycota; Dothideomycetes; Dothideales; Saccotheciaceae
Source: the annotation of a GenBank genome assembly